AUUGGUCGAGCUGUUUUGCCUGGCUGGUUCAUUUGUAAAAACGGAUAUUUCGGCGACUCGCGGUAGGGCGCCGUCCGUCCGGCAUGUCUUGUUUACGUCGCGUUUGGAUUAUUGCUCCACGGGUCAAUUAAAUAUUUCUACAAAGAAUAAUCUCUGUGGCAGGCUUAAGGAAAAGGAGACCAGGAGGAGGAGGAGGAGAGUGAAGGAGCAAAGGGAUGCUGACCCAUCCCUCUGACUCUCUCGCUCAGAUAGUUUUUCCGAUGGAUGAAGAUGCUAUUACCCCAAUCCCUGUCUGUAGCGCACCUCCCCAAAGUGAACCCGCACCACCUUUCCUCCCCCUUUCCUACAUCACUCCCAGCUGUGCAAAUGAUGGCCUGUCAGGGCAUCGGAGGAGUGGUCGCGUUCAAGGGCUUAGAGGGCAAAUGCAGAAAAAACAGGGUUACGCCGACUCACACGUCCCCCAAAAACCAGCCACAAACAGUCCGUCCACUGCACACGAUCAAGAGGAGAGCGCAAUCAUGGAUGCAUUUAGCAGACCUCUUGUGGAGCACCAAACUGAGCAGAAAAACUCUGAAACUCAACAGAAGAACGUGGUCAACUUCUCUGGAGAAAACAAAGUUGAGACUUUUGAAGAAGAGACCUCACAAAGUACCGGUCUAACUCAGCCUGACAUGGGUUCGUGUGGAGAAAUGCCCGUCGGACAUGUUAUUGAAGACGGAUCCGCCCAAAAGGGAUGGGUUAUCGGUCCACUGGUUCAGUCACUGAAGUCCAAGAUGGCAAGUUUCACGGAGAUCGUCAUGACUCCUGUCAAAUUCUUCAGAUCAGGGAGUCCUCCACCGUCAAUCGACUGUCCAUACAAACAUGUAGAUGGUGAUGAAGGAACCGAUGAGUUAGAGAACUACAACCAGGAGACUGAAACUCAUCCGCAAGUCCAGGGUGACUUUGGAAAUAUGGAGUGUUCAAAACCUGCUACCCCCAAGUAUUCUAAAAAACUGGAAUUUGAUGCGUUAUCUGAGGCAGAUGAAUGUACGUUAAAUCCACAGGUACAAAGUUUCUCUUUAGUGCCUUUGCUGGACAGAUCUUUAGCUUGUGUUGUUGCCAAGCAGCAUUCAGAAUCUUCCGGACCCACGUUGAGUUCGUCUUCCAAUCAAAGUGCCUCGCACGAGUCCAAGUUUAACAAAUCCACCGUGGAGAAGAACCACAGAAGCCGUCCGCAGAGCAACAGACGUCCCUCCCAACAGAAUUCAGGCAAAAGUGAAUCAAGUGAGACGAACAGAAAUCCGUCUAUAUCUUCUUCCACGUUUUACUCUAACCCUUACGAAGAUCAGAGUGAGGAAAGUAACCGUAGCUUUCUUCAAAACCGUCUGCGCAGCAAAUUCAGCGAUGGUCCUAACAAAACGUUGCCUACUUUAAGCCGACAGCCAGAGGAGUGCCAAGCAAACUCUGAACUUCUAUCAGCCUCAGGUGUGGCAGUGAAAAGAGGACUGAAGCUAAACUGCCGCGAAAAGGACGCUUCAAAGCGUAAAAGGGUGACCUCCGAAACGAUAAACACGGAUUCUAGGAAAACACCUCGGAAGGUGAAUGCAUCCACAAAACCCUCGGGAAGCGAGGAAGAAGCCGUUAAACAAAGCAAAGCAAAAAAGAUCGCGGCAACAAAAGGAAGCACAAAGGCGAGAAAUGGACAUGGGAGAACAUCAGCAAAUGUUACUGACGGUUCUGCUGAUCCGAUGUUGGUUUGCUCGAGCUGUGGAGCGCCGCACCACGCCUCGAAAGGCUGUAAAAGCAAAGCGAAGCCGGUUAGUUCAUGCAAAACAAAAGCUCGUGUCGGAGUAAAGCACAACGCUGUCUCUAUGGAUCUGGAAUCUACCGAGGCGCUCUCUCAAGUAUCCGUAGUCCUCGUCCAUCUGGAUGAGAAGCAGGUCCAGCGCGCGACUGCAAGGAAAAAUCCAAUCAAACGAAAGCUGUCGAGCGACGCCAGGUCGGAAAGAGGCGACCAAUCAUCAGGGUGUAAAACGUCCCAGAACUGUCUCACGGCGAGACCAAACCAGCGACAGAAGAGACCCAAAAACGCUCUUUAUGAUGCACUCGAGCCCGUUACCAAAACUCACGAAAACGGCAAAGUUCAAACCCCCAAGAGAGCUGCAGAUUUAGAAAUCCCAGCUUUUGAACAAACUGCAAAAUCGCAGCGUUCUGUAGACGGCCACGAAGACGAAGCAGGUCAGGAGAAGAUCUCUCCUUUCACAGAGAUGUUUCUAAGGAGCUCAGAAACUACGAGUCGGUCCCACAUGAGACAAGUCAAGAGGAGAGCAGACCAUCACAGCAGAAGAGCCAGAGUUUUACAAACCAGGUCUCCUAAAGCUGAAGAGCUGACGAAAUCCGUCACAAUGGAGGACGCCGAUCUGGCGUCUUCAUCCGUCCGGGAUUCAGAAGGCGGCUUAUCAAGACGCCUGCAACGGAGCUACUCCUGCCCUGAGAUUCUGUCUCUUGAAAGUCACGAUAUUCCCUGGAGAAGUUUGCAUUCUCCACAUCCCGGCAGGUUUCACUCUUCUCACCACCACCAUCAUCAUCAUCACCACCAUCACCACGGUCCUCACAUCUCAGCUGCUCACAAGUCCCAGCGGCGGGCGCGUCGACACACCGUCUGCAGCGUGGAGGUGGAGAGGGAGAUCGCUCCGCUGUGUCUCCGGAAGGAGGUCUACCCGUUCAGGAGGUCUUCUCCGCACGAGCCGGUUCCCCGCCACCCGUCUCCCACUCACUCGCAUUCCCCCAGCUUCUCGCUCUCCGCUCUGGCUUCCUGCUUCCUGUCGAGCCCGUUGGCUUUUCUGUCAAAGAGAGGCGACUGCAGAGGAUCCGCUGCCAGCUCCAGCCCGUCAGGACACUUCUCUUCAUCCUCGACUUCCUGUUCGGUGACACCCCCACCGUGUCCCUCCACCUGGACUCCAGGCAUGAGUCCAAGAGCUGAAGCUGCUGCCACCUUGGAUUCAAGCUGCAGUGGAAAUCCGGUUCAGCUUGAGUCUGAGAGGAGACAACGGAGCGAAGAGGAGGACGACGGUGAAGACACGAGCUCCUCCAGCCAGGAGUGUGAAGACGUCGGGCUGAGGGAGGAGAAAGCUCUCUCGGACUCGGAGAUCAAAGCUGUGCAGCAGCACCAGGAGCGGAAAAAGGUCUCGUCGAUUAGAAUUCGUAAAACUUUACCCAAACCUCAGACAAACCUGACCCCCAUGGGUCUGCCCAAACCCAUCAGAGUGAAGAAGAAAGAGUUUAGCUUGGAAGAAAUUUACACCAACAAGAAUUUCACUAAACCCCCUGGAAGCCGUCUGGAAACCAUCUUCGAAGUGCCUCUCAACCGCAAGAAUGGCUCGGAGUCGUGGUUCGGACAAAGGCGCGUCAAGCGCUUUGUGGAGUUUUUGGAGGUCGGCGGGGUGAGAAAGCCAAAGAAAACUCCGGUCGGAAGCGGUAAAGCAGGUAUUUCCUCUUCGAGGACGAGGCGGGGAGCGUUCUCUAAAGACGGCCCUCCCCUCAGCAUUCAGGACGUGGACUCGCUGCUCUGUGCAAAACUCGACCAGCUCAAUUUGUGGCUGAUCGGCGAUGAGACGGAAACGUGACUGAAGUCUCUCCGUUGCCAUGCCGACUGUUGUUUAUAUUUGUAGUUUUGCUUUUGUCGACCCGUGUUGCGUCUGAGCGCUAUACAUUUUUUUUAUUAAAUACUGUGGUACACGUAUUUACACA
Molecule: messenger RNA, 3729 nt
Organism: Oryzias melastigma (Indian medaka)
Lineage: Eukaryota; Metazoa; Chordata; Actinopteri; Beloniformes; Adrianichthyidae
Gene: prr14
Product: proline rich 14
Exons: 10
Coding region: 216-3605 (1129 amino acids)
Source: RefSeq, a predicted model, not a curated record